Xyrauchen texanus (razorback sucker) is the source of this 3512-nucleotide messenger RNA. RefSeq names its product calcium homeostasis modulator protein 5-like. The transcript has 2 exons. Gene Ontology annotation, molecular function: monoatomic cation channel activity. Bases 128 to 1075 code for a protein of 315 amino acids. Lineage: Eukaryota; Metazoa; Chordata; Actinopteri; Cypriniformes; Catostomidae. The record is from RefSeq and is a predicted model, not a curated record.
GAUAAGUGAAAAUCACAGAGAGAGAAAAGGAAGUGCCAUUGUGAGUACGGAUUUACAGCCACCAGCAGUUAUUAUCUCUCUCAUGACACCAUCUUCUGUGCAUUGACUACAACAACUUAUUUUGGAUAUGUCUGUACCAACUAUGGAUUCUUUUAAGACCGUCUUACGGUUCCUCACCAAUCAGAAGAGUACUAUUGGCUAUAGCUUCAUGGCCAUUUUUACAAUAGGUAGUGAACGAAUUUUCUCCAUGGUUUCUUUCCAGUGUCCGUGCAACCAUGAACAGAAUUUUGUCUAUGGAGUAACAUUUCUGCUCGGCCCAGCCAUUGUCUUCAUGAUCAUCAGUCUCUUUGUUAGUACACGUCUUUGGCGAUUAUAUACUGGGUGUUGUCUCAACCCUUUCAAACUCUGCCCCAAGGGUAACUGUUUGAGUUGCUUGACAGCGUUUAUUAAAGUAAUUGCUGGAGCUUGCAUUGCGCCCACUAUGUGGCUUUGUGUAGCACUGCUCAAUGGAACCUUUUACGAGUGUGCUGUCAGUGGCUUGGAUAAAAACAUGGUGGUAGAACUUUUCUGCAAAAACAAGACACCUGCGUGCCAGGAAGAGCUAGCCCGAGUGCCCUGCGGCAAGUCUCGUCUGUCUCCAGAUGAUAAUAAGGAACUGCUACUAAUGCUUCGAGCUCAGUCACAAAUCCUUGGCUGGUCCAUCGUUAUAAUUUCGGCAAUAGCAGCACUGAUUGGCACAUGCUUUAAGAACUGUCGCUCUCAGGUAAGCUACCUUCAGUUAACUUUCUGGAACAUCUACAUGAAGAUGGAGAAGGAAAAGUUUGAGACAUUUGCUGAAGACUAUGCCACCAAACUGGCAGAAAGGAACCUCAAGAGCUUCUUUGACAACAAAGGUCCCGAACCAUUUUCCUUUCCCAACCACAAGGCCUGGGAGGAGAUCUCCUCUAUAUACACAUUUACAAAAAGUGAACAGUACUACAGCAACCUGCAGAGAUAUGUGGAGCGUGGCGAUCGGGAUUAUAGCCCUGAGAAGCAUCCUGUUUUACAGUUGGAAGAUGGCAUAGAGAUGGCAUAGAUUCACAAAGCUGAAUGAACUUGGUAAAUAAAUUGAAAUUAUGUAAACAAGUCAUUGUACAUUUGAGUAACUAGUGUAAAAAAAAACUCUAUAUAUAGCCCAUAAUAUGACUGACAACCGCUGUGAAGUUUUGCAGAAUUUAAUCUUUACUAACUGUGUUGAAAAUACAUCCACUGUAAGUUUUAUUUUGUCCAUUGAGGAAGUGGACAAUGCACUAUUCGAACUGCCUACCAUUUAUACUAGUCCACUUUACACUUUCAUUUAGCUAACACUGAAGCAACAGUUUUCAGGCCACAAAGAGAUGCAGACGGAAAUUUGAGCUUGCUUUAAUAGGUGUUCCUCUGAUGGAAGAUGGUUUCAUUAGCAGCGGGGCAAUAUAGAUGUUAUUACUGAAAGCAAAUUUCAGAUAACCUGAGGGUUGUUUGGUUUGAAUGCUGCAGGUUUAAAAUGUCAAAAAAAGGGGGAAAGAAACUUAUUCUCAGGGAAUUUAUCAGACAGCUCAAAAUAUUUUCCACCCUCUCCAUGUAAAUCAGGCAGUGUGUUUUGUACAUUAAUGCAUAAUAACUUCAAAAGAACAUUGCAUAUUAAGUUUUAACAUUUGCACAAUAUUAUUGAUAUGUGCCUUGUAGUAACAAAAUAAUCGUCUUAAAAUAACUCUAAAAAAUAUAACUGAGUAAAUUCAUAACAUUGAUUAAAAUCUAUAAUACAGCCACAUUGUACUUAUGCCCUUCAACAAAACAUAGAAUGUGCAAACCUCUAUGCUUGUUUCCUUUGCUGGUUUCAAGUAGAUGAUGUGACAAACAGGAAACCCACAUUCUGGCCAGGCAUCUAUUAAAACACAUUUUCUUCAACCUUUCUUUAGUAACUUUGCCCAACAGAUCAGCUUUGCAUAUGAGUUCCUGCAAUCAGAACACAUUGCUUUUAGAAUAGCCUUUCAAUACAAAAGAACAGAAACUAUUAUAUUCACAUUACUAAAAAAGGGUGUGGUGCUGGUUAACAGCCGGUUUGUGGUGUCUAUUUCCUGCAUUGUUAGUGAAGGAGAAUGUUGAGACACUUCAUUAUACUCAGGUUACAAAAACGUUGGGACAAUAUGAAAAAUGCUAAUAAAAAUAAAAAGCAGUGAUUUGUAAAUUAUAUUCACCAUUUGCCAUAUUGAAAGCACUACAACUACUCAUAUGUAGAUGUAUGAAUUUCAUAGUUUUUUUUUUAAAUGUACAGUCAUUUCAAAUUAGAUAAUUGCAACACACUCCAUAAAAAGUUACGACAGGGGCAAUUUAAUACUAAGAACAAUUUGAUAAGUUAAAAUAACAAGGUGAUGUGAAACAGGAGAUGUUAAACAGGUGAGACAAUCGUGUUAUAGUAUAUAGAGAGCCUCCAAAAACAGCCUAGUCCUUCAAGAGCAAGGAUCAAUCGAGACAUGUCAAUUUGCCAACAGAUGCUUCAGCAAAUAAUCCAGCACUUUGAGAUCAAUGUUCCCCAAAGACAAAUUGGAAGGAUUUUGGGCAUUUUACCCUCUACAGUGCACAAUAUAUUUAAAUGAUUCAAGAAAUAUGGUCAAAUCUCAGUGUGUAAAGGGCAAGACAAAAACCACUUCCGAAUGCACGUGAUCUCUGAUCACUCAGACGUCACUGUCUUAAAAAACAUUAUUCAUCUGUAAUGGAUAUCAUGAACAUGGGUUGGGAUUACAUUAGAAAACCUAGUCAACACCACUCACCAGAUGCAAGUUAAGACUUUACUAUGCAAAGCAGAAGCCCUACAUCAACACAGUCCAUAAGCGCUUCCAACUUUUCUGGGCUUGAUCUCAUCUUAGAUGGAAAUUAAAACAGUGGAACCAGGUUUUUUGGUUAGAUGAGCCCACAUUUCAAAUAGUGUUUGAAAAACAAAGCUGUCGUGUUCUCCGGGCCAAAGAGGAAAAGGACCAUCCAAGUUUUUAUCAGUGUCGGGUCCAAAAGCAAGAGUCUGUAUGAGCCAGUGUUGCAGACAGAUAUGUACACAUUUUGGAGCAACAUAAACUGCCAUCCAGCACUGUCUUUUCCAGGGACAUCCCUGCAUUUUCCAGCAGGACAUCAUCCAGCCUGGAUUACCUGUGCAUGGCUGUGUAAGCAGAGCGUGUGGACGCUAGAUUGGCCUGCCUUCAGUCCUGACCUGUCUCCAAUUGAGAAUGUGUGGCUCAUUAUGAAGCACACCAUAUGGCAACUAAGACCCCGUAAAAUUGUGCAGCCGAAGAACUGCAUAAUGGAUGAAUGGGGGAAAUUCCACUUUCUAAACUUAACAAUCUUGUGUCUUCAGUGCCCAAAUGCUUAAUAAGUGAUAUUAGAAGAAAUGUUGAUGUUUCACAAUGGUAAACACUCGACUGUACCAACUUCUUUGGAGCAUGUUUCAAUCAUGUGAUUUGAAAUUACUGUACAUUUAAAAACAAAAAAAAUUAUCAGAAAAA